AUGAGUGCCGCGAUCCAACUCGACAUCGCUCUGCCGAGUCUGCCUGCGGAUUUCUCUGCUGAGAAUGGCUUCAAGGCUGUUGGGAAGCUCGACCAGGCAAAUGCUCGCCCGCUGGAACCAGUCGGUAUGUCUAGUGGGCAGGUCAAGUUGGGACAUUCAGGUGCUGACAUCUUGUAGGCGCACAUUACCUUGCACACGCUCGGAGACGUCGUCAUAAGCGUACCUUCAGCGAGGAUGAAAAGAUUCAGGCGCAGCAGGUGAAGAGCGCUGCUACGGAGGAGAAGAACGAUGACAUCGAUGAUGCUGAGGACCCCAUGGACUUGCAGAGAGAAGCCAAGGUAGGACAGAGGAGAUGGUGGUAAAAUUGUCGGGUAUAUGCUGACGACUGUGACAGGACUGGAAACAACAGGACCACUACCGAAUCCUUGGCUUGGGCAAAUGGCGCUGGAGGGCGACCGAGGACCAGAUCAAGCGUGCUCACCGUCUGAAAGUGUUGAAGCAUCACCCCGAUAAGAGGGCUGCGGCCGGUCUCGAGGAGAACGACCAGUUCUUCAAGUGCAUUCAGCGUGCUACCGACAUUCUCAUGGACCCCGUCAAGAGAAGACAGUACGACAGUGUCGAUGAGGCCGCAGAGGUGGAGCCACCAAGCAAAAAGGAUGUGCAGAAGAAACCAGGCAACUUCUACAAGCUCUGGAAGCCCGUCUUCGAGUCCGAGGCCCGCUUCUCCAAGAAGCAGCCGGUGCCAAAGCUGGGCAACGAGAACAGCACAAGGGAAGAGGUCGAGGAGUUCUACAACUUCUGGUAUGCAUUCGAUUCAUGGCGGUCUUUCGAGUACUUGGAUGAGGAUGUGCCGGACGACAACGAGAGCCGUGAUCAGAAGCGUCAUAUGGAGCGAAAGAACAACAACAUGCGAAAGAAGCGCAAGAAUGAAGACGUGCAACGUCUGCGCAAGCUGGUGGAUGAUGCUCUAGCUCAGGAUGAGCGCAUCAAGAAGUUCAGGCAGGAGGGCAACAAGGAGAAGAACAAGAAGCGUGCAGAGAAGGAAGCCGCCGAGAAGGCCGCUAGAGAGGAAGCUGAGAAGAAGAAGGCCGAGGAGGCUCGUCUGCAGGCUGCGAAGGAGGCUUCCGACAAAGCAGCAAAGGAGGAGGGCAAGAAGGCCAAGGAGGCUGCAAAGAAUGCGGCCAAGAAGAACAAGCGUGUCAUUCGUGGUGCAGCAAAGGACGCCAACUACUUCACCGAGGGCGAUGCUGCUCCGGCGCAGAUCGACGGUGCUCUGAACGACAUCGACGCCCUCAUCACCAAGCUCGACAACGAGGAGAUUGCUGCAGUGACCGCCGAGCUCCAGGGGAAGACGGACAAGGCGGAAAUCACGAACAUCUUCAAGAAAGAAGUGAAGCGACUCGUGGAAGGUGGCAAGGCCAAGGAGGGCGAGUUCAAGACGCUGGCAUAG
Lecanosticta acicola is the source of this 1450-nucleotide messenger RNA. Lineage: Eukaryota; Fungi; Ascomycota; Dothideomycetes; Mycosphaerellales; Mycosphaerellaceae. The record is from the annotation of a GenBank genome assembly.